Molecule: messenger RNA, 3306 nt
Organism: Perca fluviatilis (European perch)
Lineage: Eukaryota; Metazoa; Chordata; Actinopteri; Perciformes; Percidae
Gene: tox2
Product: TOX high mobility group box family member 2
Exons: 10
Coding region: 273-2012 (579 amino acids)
Biological process (GO): regulation of transcription by RNA polymerase II
Cellular component (GO): nucleus
Molecular function (GO): chromatin DNA binding
Source: RefSeq, a predicted model, not a curated record
GCAGGACGGGUGUGAAUAGUGAACGACAGGAGAGACUCAGUCCUCUUCCUCUUCUUCUUCUUCUUCUUCUUCUUCUUCUUCUACUACUAGGCUACUUCUACUUUUUGUUCGGUUUAAUAGACUACGCGAGAGAAAAAGAGUGUGUGUGUGUGUGCAGGAAAGAGAGAGAGAGAGAGAGAGAGAGAGAGAGAGAGAGAGAGAGAGAGAGAGAGAGAGAGUCGCACAGGUUUUUGGAGCUACGCUUUCAUGCCGUCAGUCUUGCGGACUCUGAGAUGGACGUCAGAUUUUAUCCAGCUCCCCCUUCAAGCGUGGGUUCAUGUACGUUACCGACUGACUCCGGUUUGGACUAUUACCACGCCAACAAGAGCAGAUACGCUGCUGCAGAUCGAGGUGUGAGACUCUACAGUUCCCUGCCCAUGCGCCCAAACCCUGACAGCAAGAGACUGCCCUCUACUGGGUUUGAUGGUGACAACAUGUACAUGAAUGAAAACAACCAUGAUUUCCUCCCGCCAAACCAGAACUACACAGGUCAGAGUGGCGGCGGCGGGGGAGGAGGUGGAGGCGGUGGCUCGGGCAGUGGAAACGGAGCCGGGGACGAAGACUACGAGAUCCCCCCUAUCACUCCACCUAACCACCCUGAGCCUCCUCUUCUUCACCUGAUGGAGCAUGACUCUACAGGCUACCUCUGCCACUCGCUGCAACACAAUGGGCUCAUCAACCCGUAUUCCUACCCAGAGCUGCCCACACUCAUGAUGUCUAACAUGCUGGCACAGGACAGCCACCUCGUCUCCAGCCAAAUGCCCUCGAUGCAGGAGAUGGCUUUGCACCACCACCACCACCACCAACAGCAACACCGUCACCAUCAGCACCCAGACGGCGCUCAUUAUGACCCCACCCGUAACCACCCCCUGAUUAACAGCUCACCUCCGAUACUGCCCAACCCCAUGAGUGCACUGACCCAGCUAAACCCUCAUGUCAGCAGGAGUGCACUGCCUCAUGGUUCCCCCUCACCUCCCGGAAGUAAAUCGGCCACACCCUCCCCCUCAAGCUCCAAUCAGGAAGAGGAGACUGAUCCUCAUUCGAAGAUGGUCUUCCAGAUCACGGGCGAGAAGCGGCCGUCUUCAGAGAUGAUGAAGCCCAAGCCCAAACCCCAAAAAAAGAAGAAGAAGAAGGAUCCCAAUGAGCCUACAAAGCCUGUGUCAGCCUAUGCCUUGUUCUUCAGAGAUACCCAGGCAGCCAUUAAAGGACAGAAUCCCACCGCCACCUUUGGAGACGUAUCCAAGAUAGUGGCUUCCAUGUGGGACGGACUGGGAGAGGAGCAGAAACAGAACUACAAGAGGAAAACAGAGGCUGCUAAGAAAGAGUACCUGAAAGCCCUGGCCGCCUACAGAGCCAGUCUGGUUUCCAAGACAUAUAAUGAUCCUGUGGAGACAAAAAGUGCCCAAACAAGCCAGGCUUCUCCACAUAUGAUGCCAGCCAACCCGCCCCUGUACAGUGUGCCACAUCCCCCACAGCCGUCGUCGCCCUACCUGGGGCCCGGGGCCUUCCCUCUCACCGACCUGCAGAGCUACGCAGGACACGCCCCUCGCCACACCCUGUCGCAGACGCUCAGCCAAUCGCAGAUGCUGCCCAGCAUUAGUGCCUCUCCCCCUUCCUCCUUCCAGAUCAGCCCACCCCUUCACCCCCACCAGCAGCUCUCCCUGCACCAGAGCUCGCUCCUCAACCAGCCUAUCCGCAUGCAGCAGGUCCAGUCCCAGCCAAUCAUCUCUCACCAGAUGGGGCUGCAGGCCUCUCUUCACUCUCCACCUCCUGGACAGCAGGGGUUUUCCCACCUCCAGUCAGAGUAUCAGAAGAGCAUUGGUGGCUCCCAGUCUCCAGGAGCCCCUGGACCUGGUCCGGGCCCUGGAGUGGCUCAGAGCCAUGACUGGGACAGUGAAUACUGCAAUCGGGAGUGUGGCAACCACUGCAGUGGCAGCAUGAUUGGCAGGGACAAGCCACUCUACCUCACCUGAAACUGAAGAUCAUGGUCUGUCGACAAAUAUGACACGAGGAGUCUACUCUCAUCCCCUCAUCCCCCCUCACCCCUAUCCCCUCAACCCUCUUCUGAUCUGCACACACUUACACACAGUUCACACCUAACAUACAAUAACAUACAUACACAUGCAAACACACAUUCCACCUCCCAAAUCACCACCACUUUCUUUUUGUCAAUGUAAUUAUUAUUUCUUUCAGUUUCUAGAAGAAUUUGUGAGUUUUUUGACUAGAUGACUGCUGUCUGUACCACUUAAUGUAUUAGCAGUCCUCUUGCUGUUUAAAAUUUGCCAAGCACUUAUAAGGCCCCCCUCCCAUCCCCUCCCCUCCCUCCUGCUCCCACCAUCCUCUCUGAGCUGUGUGUCUAUGCCCUCCACGAUAUACAGGCCGGGCUAUUAGAGCACUCCUCUUCUGUGUCACCAUCAAAGUCCCCUCAGGGACCCCAUCCAGCUUUAAUUAGAAUGAGAAAGAAAAAAAAAUACUCUUCCUCUUCUUUAAUCAUUUUAAUUUCCCUUUUGUGUUUUUUUUCUUCUUUUCUUUUUGUUGUUGUUGUUGUCGUUGCUGUUUUAUUUAUUUCUGGCUUGCAAAAUUGUUCCUCUUUUUUUGCCAAUAAGCGUUGGGCCCUGUACUGUAGAAAAAUAUUAACUUCUAGUAGGUUCAGGCUUUGAUGUUAUGGUAGCUUUGCUUAAGGGCCUGCAAAUUGAUACAAAAAGCUUGGGUGGGGAAAAGAAACAAAACAAAAAUAGUCUUUUUUUAAUAUUUAAGACCUGUUAAGGUCUACUGAGCUGUCACAGUGUGAUUGUAAAUAUCACUUUUAUGGGAUCAAAUUGGGAAUCGGAAGUCCGGAUAGAUUUGUUUCUUCUUUAAUAUUACAUGUAAGUCAUUGUGUGUGUGUGCGUGUGUCUGGACGUGAGAAUGUACCCCAUUCAUGACGUGUGAAGUCGGGUGUGUAUGUGUGUAUGUGCACGGACACACACUUGCGUGCAAGAGUGUCUCAGUGUUCGAGUGUUGAGUCUUUCUCGUGAAUUUUAACAGCCUUGUGCAGCUGGAUUUCAGAGGAGUAUUUCACACUCUCGUUCUUGCAUUAAAUCUGUGCUCACUGGUGUGUUUUUUUUCCAAUAAAGUUCAAUCUAAAACUGAAUACACAAUAUGUGUCCUGCAGAUCAUUAAAUGGAAAGAGCCAGGUGAGAGAUUGAGAGGAAAAAGAUUUGAAAGAGAGAAAGAAACGCUGUGAGAUAAAAUGAGAUAUAAUGUUACAGGUAAAAAAAAAAAAAA